AUGCCCGGUAUCCAGAUCAUCACCAAGGAGUGCGGUCACGGCUGCGCUCACCAGUCCAUCUGCACUUGCAGCUCCCACAGCAGCAGCAGCUCUAGCUGCGGUUGCCGUGUCGAGUGCUCCAUCGCGGCCCCUGCCGUCUGCCACGACGUCUCUAUCCUCCUUGACCACCUCAACGCGCUCGCCUUUCCCAGCGUCCAGUACACUUGCGCGCCCCACCCUCCCAUCUCAUGCUGCCCCGCCGAGGACAAGAACCUCCCUCUCGCCUUUGCCUACAACAGUCGCCUGAUCCGUGACGAGCUCCACCACAACCUUCUGGCAUACCUUGCCGAGGGCGUCCACCCUUCGCUCUUCACCGACGGCUCGGCGGGAGCCAAGAUUCUCACUGCGCGCCAGCUCAUCGCCGUCGACCGUCUGGACGGCUACCACGCUCUCCAGUGCAUCGUGUACGGCACGCUCCUUCUGAGCAUUAACGCCGCCCUCCUCGAGGACACGCCUCGCAACAAGUGUCUCGAUGGCCAGCGUCUCUGGACCGUCACCUCGCCUCCUUGUGGCGGCCACAGUGCGUCCCUCGAGUGCCGCGUCGGUGGCUCGUCGGCCGUCGUCCUUGACCUCCACCCCACCACUGUCGUCUCCAACGAGCUCAUGGACGCCAUCCUUGCCGUGGUCAAGAUUGGCACUGCGUACGACUCGUCGCGCGGCCGUGUCAUCUGCGAGAAGUCGACCGAUUCGUGUCUCCACUACGACGCCCUCGCCCUCCUUGGCCAGGUGUGGACACGCUUCGCAAAGGACGCGUACCGCAAGGAACCCAUGGUCCGCUUCGUCGUUCUCUCCAACCUCGAGCGCUCGAUCGUGUUCCACCGCAAGACGGGCGAGAUUGCCGUCUCCCACGCCAUCCACCGCGACGGCCUCUCGACGCCCCGCGACUCGGUCCAGAACCUCUACUCGCUCAUACUCGCCCUCUCUGUCCUCGAGAAGCAUCAGUAUUCCCAUCCGGCCCUCGUGGACCUCCUGUAA
Molecule: messenger RNA, 1014 nt
Organism: Apiotrichum porosum
Lineage: Eukaryota; Fungi; Basidiomycota; Tremellomycetes; Trichosporonales; Trichosporonaceae
Exons: 2
Coding region: 1-1014 (337 amino acids)
Source: RefSeq, a predicted model, not a curated record